Seminavis robusta is the source of this 3221-nucleotide messenger RNA. Lineage: Eukaryota; Bacillariophyta; Bacillariophyceae; Naviculales; Naviculaceae. The record is from the annotation of a GenBank genome assembly.
AAGAAUUCAUCCAUGAUUGUGCUUAUCCCUUUUUUACUAUGGUUCUUUGAAGGGAGCUGCAAGGAUGCACGAUGGAAUGGGGUCCAAAAGGUGCGCCAACAAGGCUAUAGCUACCGGUACGUACAUGUACCGGUACCGGUAGACUAUGUAGCUAGUAACAAGGAAUGGAGUGAUUGAAAUCAUUGAAUGAGUCGAUUCAAUCAAGCAAAUCGUUCAUUGUACCGGUAGCCGUCCGUUUAUCCGCGUUCACUCAUUGAACAGCAAAGAUUCUAUCCAUGUUCGUGUUUUAUCCCUUUUCUACUAUCCUUCUUGAAGGAGCUGUACAGUAAAAGCCACGAUGGAAACCUCGCAUACGGUUGACCUUCUCUGUGAGUGAUGAAAAUAGAUUUGCGCCAACAACGCAAGCUGGCUCUCUAGAUCUCCGUGAAAACCGGGACAGCAGCACCACUCGCAGCCUCGCAGGACUUCCUCUCAAAGCUUCGGCAACCCACCCUCUGGUCGUACCACCACAGCGGUAAACGUCAAUGACAUGUUGGCGGCAACCAGAACACAAUCGAAAAGAGCGCCGACAAGCGCGAUUUGGAACCCAAACAACGAAGAACCCAAACCAAGCAAUUACUAUACUGCUACCGGUACCGCUACGAUUGCUGACUAGCUAGCCACUACCAGCACAGGUACAGCGUACCAGUACAGUAAUCACAACAAAAGCAAGACAGCUUUGAUUUGGUAGUUGAGGUAAAUGUAAGCAUGCCAUAAUUUACAUGGAAAAUUGAUUUAAGAGUACCGCAUCUACCUAUACGUUUCAGAGUUGUCGUCCAGUGGUCACGGCUGUAUCGUCGUUUCGCUUCGAAUGACCAAUCGCUUGACCACCCCGGAUCGGCACAGACCAAGACUUUGUUGCUCUCUCUCUCUCUCUGUGGAUAACCAUUUUGAUUUCUCUCUCCGAAACUGUUGUGGUUUUUCUUCAUCAUGUUGUUGCUAGAAAGUGAGCAACCAAGGAUUCGCACCGUAGAGGCAUACAAGGUGCUGAUUUGCACCCGGCACCACUAAGACAGUCCACAUGCAUACAGACCCAAUGAGACACUGGUAAAGAUAGGAUAGCAGAUAAGCUCACAAUCAGCGAUAAUCAAUUACAAAAGAAGGAUAGGACAAUCUUGAAUAGGAUUUCCAACAUGUCGGCUCUAGCUGGGUUUUCCCUGCUUGAUUUCUGCCUUUUUUCUACCAUUUGCGUGGGAACCCUUGCCUACUACCAAUACAAGCAGUUCACCGAGAAGAAGCCCGAAAAGCUACCUCAAGAUGAUCGAAUCAAAGUUGUUGUGGUGACAGGUUGUGAUCGCGGCCUGGGACAGUUCAUGGCCGGAGCAUGGAGCAAACAAAAUGGAUACCUGGUUGUGGCAUGCACUCUUUCGGACAAAGGCAGUCGUAGCUUUGAAAAUGACAACAUUAUUGCCGUGCAGUGUGAUGUAACCCAGGACGACCAAGUGAAAGCAAUGAAAGAACAGGUGCAACGUCUGCUCGAAGAAAGGAACGCUGUGCUCUACUCUAUUGUCAACAAUGCCGGCAUUGCUGAUCCAGCCAACUUUUUGUUCCAUGACAGUGUGGAAAUUCCCAAGAGGAUCAUGGAAGUCAAUUACUUUGGCCAGUUGUGUGUUACGCAAGAAUUGCUUCCUCUUAUGUUAAUGACAUCCAAUGUUGUCGGUGGCAAGAUCUUCAACAUGAGCAGUGUUUGUGGGGUAAGCUCAAGUCCUGGAAACGGGUCUUAUUCGGCCAGCAAAUUUGCUGUGGAAGCAUGGAGUGAUGCUCUGAGGCUUGAGUUGGAUCAGUUUGGCAUUCAGGUUGUCACAAUCCGACCAGGUCAGAUAGCCACUGGCAUACAAUCGGAUUGGAUUUCUCAUUAUGUCAAGAACUUCCGUGCUGCACCUGCACAAAUCCAAAACCUUCACGGCGGAUCAGCCUUUGCUGACAAGAUGGAAGAGGGCAUCAAAUCCUCUAUAGCUUCCCAUGGUAGGCCAGAACUGGUUGUGGAUAAAAUGACUGAGCUUUUGCUUCAAAGUGACCACAAGAAUUUAGACUGCUCCUACUUCGUUGGUAGUGACGCCAAGACCUUUUGGAGAGCUCUCUACAUCCUGCCUACCGCUGUUGUGCAUACGAUCAAAAGGUCGGUAUUGACAAUUCAUCCACUUUUACCGGAGCUCCCACCAGCUGGUGCAGUUGCUCAUGUGACCAUAACUUGUCGGGAUCUGCAAAAGUCACUCACCUUCUACAAAGCGCUUGGAUUUGAGACGCUCGGCCCUGAAGAACAUGGUUGUCAAUUCCUGCAAUUCAACCCUGCGAAAAACGGCAAGUGGGAAUCAAGGUUCCUUCUGAAAGAAGACAAGAACAUGCCCGAACGCCAGGCAUGUUCUGAUGCUGGCAUGACCCGUAUUUGCAUGCUGACUAACUCGGUUGAUGCACACAUGAAGGAACUUGAGAAACAUGGAAUCAAGCCCAUAGCAUCACCAGCCACUAGUGGCGGCAUGAAGCUCGUGGUCUACAAGGAUCCUGAUGGAUUCGCCGUUUACUUUGACGAGAUUGGAGGAUUGAUUGGCGCCAUCAUUGGCGCUCAACUAUGGUGGAACAAACGUCCCUAUCCCUUUGCCUUUCACUGGAGUAUGAAUGUGACAGACCACAAAAAGAUCUUGCCUAUGUUUGAGGAAAUGGGUUUCAAAACCAUGUCAGACCAAAACAAGGAUCAAGUUGUGAAUGGUCUGCUGCCCGCCUUUAAUAUUGAUGCGGACACGACUGUGAUUGACUGGAUACGCCUGUGCUCGCACCCUAAAGACGGUAUUGUGACCACGAUUAUGAAUUGUACGAACCCUCGAAGCAGCAUCAAUGAGGCGUCUGCAAACAAUGCAAUGACAAUCAGCGCACCAAUGUUACGGAGGCCCUGGCCAAGGCCAAGAAGAUGGGAAUGUACGUGGAAGAGGACAAGCCCACAUACCGAGAGCUCCCAAUCUAUGGCAAUGUGCAGAUUGCGACAGCAUACUUGGAACAGGGCAGCUGUCAAGUUGAAUUUUGCUGUUUCACCAACCGAAAACUAUGCUGAAGGCGUGUUUGUCACACCAGAGUUGAAAUAGAAGGAAGUUUUAAAAAAAGUAUGGUCUGUUUUGAGGUAGACGGCUUCAUGAAUACCAAAAUAAUGACACUGCACUAGCUAGCUAGACCCCCAAGCUUUUCGGUUU